UAGCCAUUGGACACAGUCCCCCACCCCCCUCCAAAAAAAAAAAAAAACCUUCUUCCUCUCUUCAUUCCUGUUGCAAAGUUCUUUUGUCUAUCAUGGCGUCUCAGAAACUAACAGAGUAUGAACGUCAAAGGCUCGAAAACAUAAAGAGAAACGCCGAAAUGGUGGCCGCACUCAAGCUCCACUCAAAAGCAGCCACUCUUUCAGCCGCCACCGCCAAACGCCACAGGACGAAAACGUAUAAAACGAGUCCAGAGAAAAAACCCAAGACGGAAACCCCUAUCGUAAUUCGACGGUCGUUGAGGACGAGAGGUAUGCCGCCGGAUUCAAAAGGUUUGCCUGAUGACUUUUCUGACAAUUUCGAUAAAACCCCAAAAUCCGUUAGCGUUAUAAAGCCGCAAUCGCCUCGUGUUUUGGGUCCUAUUAGUAUGGUAGAUGCUUUUAGUGGAGAUGAUGAAACGGAGUCUAACAAAAUGCUGGUUGGGACAAUUUUGAGUAUUGCAAAGGAGACCCAAGUUGGUGUUUCGGUUAAGGAUGUUAAAGAUGAGAUUUUUAGUGAGAAAGGAGCUUUGGGUUCUUGCAAAAGUGAGGGUUUUGAAUCACUAGGUACAGAAAAGGUUGAUGAGAGUUUGAGUGGAAAAAGGAAGUUGGUCAAGGGUGUGGUUAAAAAUGAGUAUUUGGAUAGUUUAGUUAAGAUUGAGAAGAGUGAUCAAUGGCUGGAAUCGUUGGAUUUGAAACCGGAAAAUGUAGCACGGCUUUUGCCUGGAAGGAUUAUGGUGGUUAAGUUUUUCCCUUGCAGUAGUGUGAGGAUGAUUGCAGCUGGGAACAAAUUUGGGAAUAUUGCAUUUUGGAAUGUGGAUUCUAACAAUGAAAAGGAAGAUGGCAUAUAUCUUUAUCGCCCGCAUACUGGCCCCAUUUCUGGGAUUUUGAUUCAUCAACAUUCGAUGUCAAAGAUUUAUAGCAGCUGCUAUGAUGGCUUUAUUCGAUUAAUGGAUGCUGAGAAGGAAGUUUUUGAUCUGGUGCAUUCUUGUGAUGAUACCAUAUUUUCCCUCUCUCAACAGCCUAAUAAUUCGGAGACCUUAUAUUUCGCUGAGGGUCGUGGAGGAUUGAAGGUUUGGGAUAUUCGGACUGGGAAGUCCAGUAAAAACUGGAUGCUUCAUGAAGAUAGGAUCAACACCAUAAACUUCAACUCGCAAAAUCCCAACAUAAUGGCAACCAGUUCAACGGAUGGAACUGCUUGCAUUUGGGAUUUAAGGAGUAUGAGCGGCCAUAAACUGAAAACCUUAAAGACUGUGAGCCAUAGUAGGGCUGUUCAUUCCGCUUACUUCUCUCCCUCUGGAAGCUCUCUUGCGACCACAAGUUUGGACAACAAGGUGGGUAUAAUAAGUGGAGUUAAUUUUGAGGACGCUUGUAUGAUAUACCAUGAUAAUUGGACUGGGAGGUGGCUUUCCAGUUUCAGAGGUAUAUGGGGGUGGGAUGAUUCAUACAUCUUCAUUGGCAACAUGAAAAGAGGUGUUGAUGUAAUCUCUCCAUCACAAAAGAGAAGUGUUAUGACUUUGCAGAGUCCAGAAAUGUCUGCAAUUCCAUGCAGAUUUGAUGCGCACCCAUAUGAAAUUGGGAUGUUAGCAGGAGCCACCAGUGGGGGUCAAGUUUAUCUAUGGACACCAUGUUAAAAAAAUCUGAAUCUUUCAAGGAAUUUGUGCUUUGUACUUGCUAGCAAGGUUUUUUUGGUCAGACUUAGUAGCCAAUGUGCAUCACAUAUCCGAUCCUUGAAUCUCAUUUGUUAUUGACAAUUCUAGUAACCAGUGCUUACACUUUAUGAUAUCAUUAUCACGUAAAAAAUUGUUAGAAACAACAGAAGCACAACUGAUUUGGCUUGACUUAUAGUCAGACAGUCAUACCGUAUUCAAUGUUGGCUUUAUGCUUAAAUUUCAAUGAAUGGGGCUUUGAUUUCUUCUUUUCCAA
Gossypium arboreum is the source of this 1962-nucleotide messenger RNA. RefSeq lists its product as uncharacterized. The transcript is spliced from 5 exons. Lineage: Eukaryota; Viridiplantae; Streptophyta; Magnoliopsida; Malvales; Malvaceae. Gene Ontology annotation, biological process: regulation of DNA damage checkpoint. The record is from RefSeq and is a predicted model, not a curated record. The coding region runs from base 93 to 1670 and encodes 525 amino acids. Gene Ontology annotation, cellular component: nucleus. Gene Ontology annotation, molecular function: DNA binding; protein binding.